Molecule: messenger RNA, 2153 nt
Organism: Hippopotamus amphibius kiboko
Lineage: Eukaryota; Metazoa; Chordata; Mammalia; Artiodactyla; Hippopotamidae
Gene: TMEM39A
Product: transmembrane protein 39A
Exons: 7
Coding region: 355-1317 (320 amino acids)
Biological process (GO): negative regulation of autophagosome assembly; negative regulation of autophagosome maturation
Cellular component (GO): endoplasmic reticulum membrane
Source: RefSeq, a predicted model, not a curated record
AGCUCCGCGGUAAUGGAGGCUGAGGAUGAGUGCUGACGGGGCUGGGCUCUGCUUCUAGCUUUAGCUCUGGCUCUGACGCUGCCACUGACUCGGUGUCUGGGUCUGGCAGCCCGAAGCCUGGACACCUUUUCUCGACUCUCCGGGAGGGGACGGCCCGCGGGCAAGCAACUGGUUUGGAGCGCCUCAACCUGGGCAGAGAAUUCUCUUGCCUGGGGUCCAGCCUGCAAAGCCGCCGCCUCCUCCCAGGGAUCCCGCCCCACUGGCCUGGCCUCCUCCAUGCUGUUGAAACAGGCUGACAGCCAUUAACCUGGGUUGCAACUACGGGUGGCACUGGAAGCAGACUGGUUCCUGGACAUGCCCGGUGGAAGGAGGGGCCCUAGUCGGCAGCAGCUAAGCCGUUCAGCUUUACCUUCUUUACAGACUUUGGUUGGUGGGGGCUGUGGCAAUGGAACAGGCCUGAGAAACAGGAAUGGUAGUGCUGUUGGCCUCCCGGUCCCACCUAUCACAGCCUUAAUCACCCCAGGUCCUGUUCGUCAUUGCCAAAUUCCCGAUUUGCCAGUGGAUGGGAGCCUGCUCUUUGAAUUUCUCUUUUUCAUCUACUUGCUGGUUGCUCUGUUCAUUCAGUACAUCAACAUCUAUAAAACAGUGUGGUGGUAUCCUUAUAAUCAUCCUGCCUCUUGUACUUCAUUGAAUUUUCAUCUCAUUGAUUACCACCUGGCAGCAUUCAUCACGGUGAUGCUUGCAAGGAGGCUUGUAUGGGCCCUCAUCUCAGAGGCCACCAAGGCGGGUGCAGCAUCGAUGAUUCACUACAUGGUUCUAAUAUCAGCUCGCUUGGUGCUACUUACUUUGUGUGGAUGGGUACUUUGUUGGACACUCGUCAAUCUCUUCCGAAGCCAUUCAGUCCUGAAUCUCCUUUUCCUUGGCUACCCGUUUGGUGUGUAUGUUCCUCUCUGCUGUUUCCACCAAGAUAGUAGGGCUCACCUUCUUCUUACAGACUAUAACUACGUGGUUCAGCACCAGGCAGUAGAGGAAAGUGCCUCAGCUGUGGGUGGCUUGGCCAAAUCCAAAGACUUCCUCUCCUUAUUGCUGGAGUCUCUAAAAGAACAGUUUAAUAAUGCCACACCCAUCCCCACGCACAGCUGCCCUCUGUCUCCAGACCUCAUCCGCAAUGAAGUAGAAUGUCUGAAAGCAGAUUUCAACCACAGAAUCAAGGAAGUUCUCUUCAACUCUCUCUUCAGUGCCUACUAUGUUGCAUUUCUCCCCCUGUGUUUUGUGAAGCCUGGAUGGUGGAGUUCGGCUGCAUCUGGAGUGCACUAAUACCUGGUUGGUGGAUAGAUAUUUCCAUAUCUGUGAUGCACCCGUGGUGGUCCCCUCUUUCUUUUCUUUGCUUUUCUUUUUUCUCUUCUCUUCUCAUUUCUGUUUUUCCUCUUCUCUUCUCUUUUCUCUUUUUUCUCUUCUCUUCUCUUUCCUUCUACUUCUUUUUUUUUUUCCAGUUUCCGGGGAGAAUAAACUUAUACUUAGUACCAGUAUGUGGUAGCUUAAGAGGACUGAGGUUUCAGUAAAAUUCAGCCUACCAUGGUUGAUUUUAACAUGGUUAUCAGGAGUUUCUUUGAAUUUAAUCUAACCUUUAAACUUUAAUUUACUUUAGUAGAAAAGAAAAAUGGUCUGGAUGUCACUUGGGCCCAAAAUCUUUUGAGUCAUUUUAGUGCCCUUCCUUCACCCGUUGAGAAGCACAUCUGCAGCUGGAGUGGUCAUUCACAGAGAGCAUUCACUUCUUCUAGAAAGGAAGCACUUAAAGUAUAAUUGCCUCUCCCUCCCCACCCUAACUCAUACAGCCAGAAAGUCAGGUUGAAGGAUUUUGGAGGACUCUGCUCUUGAACUUUCUGCACGGACAGCAGGACAACAAAUGCAUGUGUGACUCAGAGUGGCGCUUGCCUGCAGGGCGUAUGUACCCACACCCACCCCUGCCUUCUUGCUCCCCAGCACAUGGGUCAUUUCUCCCUCUUCUGAUCUCUUCCAGAGCACCCAGUACUAUGACAUGCGCUGGUCAUGUGAGCACCUCAUAAUGGUGUGGAUCAAUGCCUUUGUCAUGCUCACCACACAGCUGCUGCCAUCCAAAUACUGUGAUUUGCUACAUAAAUCAGCUGCUCACC